GGUGACAUGAUGGAGGGUGUGGAAAGUUGGGUCAGUCUGACCAGUGUGCUUCACCAAGUACCAUCUCACUUGCUUCAGCUACUCGCAGCACUCUUGCUUCAGCUACUCGCAGCACUCUUGCUUCGUGAUAAUCAUGGCCGAUAACGUAGACACUAAGACUUCAAGCAGUUCUUUCCUGACAAAACUACGCGCACUACCUAUGGUGGAGGACUCUAUCUCUAAAGCCACUGAUCUCUACCAAAAAACACAGGACUACAAAGGUGUAGGAGUAGCAGUUAACAUAGCUGAAGGCGGUAUUAAAGCGGCCACUAAGAUAUUACCCUUGGCUGCCCCACUGCUGCGUCCAGUAGGCGGCUGGCAAACUGUAGACCUCUGGGCAACUCAAGGCUUGGAUAAACUACAGACCUGGGCACCUAUCAUCACUCUACCUACAACAGAGGUCCUAGGUAACCUCAAAGGGAAGGUGAUGAAGGCUGUAGCAGGAGAUGCCUCUGAAGACUCGUUAGCAACUGCUUUUUCAAAUAGAGCUGAGAAAACUGUACUUGUGUUAAAAGAAUACCAAAGCGGUAAAGCUUUGGUCGACAUGGCCACUGUCCUGGUAGAUGCAACCCACACCUUAGUCGACACCUACCUUCCUCCAGCUGAGGGAGACCUGAAUGAAUCGGACGGUCGUGAUGGCAGUCUUGUUAUUAAGUCUUCGGCUCUGGCACUGAAGGUCAAUCAUCGCCUCCACCGUACUGCCCACACCUUCAUCCACCCUGAUGCUGCUUGUACAGAUUUUUCCACACUUCAUAUCAUUAAAGUUGCUGGCACCUCGGCCCAAGACUGGGUUAAGGCUCUAAUGCAGGAGGUUAAACUAGAGGAAGUAACCCUGGCCAGAUUCGCCACUAGCUUGGUGCUGCACACUGCCCACAAGAUUGCUGUCGCUCUUAAUGCCCUGUUAAAUGUACUGCAGCAUCCACCCUCUGCCACCCAGAUGAUGGAUGCUCUGAACAUCUACAGUAACAAUGUUUCAGAGCGACUUAAAGCCCUGUACGCCCUCUUCUUCCAGUACUUGAAAGAUUUGCUGAAGGAAGUGAAGGCUGCCACCACCUUGCUGGCUUACUACGACAGUCUGAAGCGUGCUGUGAAGACCCAGAAAGAGGAAGCUUAACUUUCUCUUCAAAUGCUAAUUACUGCAAAAGUGUUAAAUUCAGAGGCUUAAAAAAAAGUUGCAUAAUCUUUUAACUGCUUAGGCAGAACAUUCCAAGUUUAAAUAUUUAUUUAAUAAAAUAAAAGUAUUAA
Messenger RNA from Cherax quadricarinatus, 1284 nucleotides. Its product is annotated as perilipin-2-like. The record is from RefSeq and is a predicted model, not a curated record. Gene Ontology annotation, cellular component: lipid droplet; cytosol. Lineage: Eukaryota; Metazoa; Arthropoda; Malacostraca; Decapoda; Parastacidae. Gene Ontology annotation, biological process: positive regulation of triglyceride storage; lipid storage.